AGCUGCAACAUGCUGCAAGGACUUGGUAGGAGCUCCAUAGCAUCAUGUUGGCAGCAAAGGCCGAGGCAAAAGCUAAGGCCAAAGCCGGCGCACAAGACGCGGCAAGAACACGAGUUGACAAGUGUGCUUGGUGCGGGGAGCAGAGACAGGGAUGGAGUGAUUUGAAGGCACUGGUCUUCUAUUGCGAGCAUUGCUGGAGUGACUAUGACGCCCUUCAGAGUGCAGGUGGCGAGGACUACAUAGGCAAAGUUUGGCACGACAAAAUUCUUGAGGAGGACAACAUAGCUGCAGAAGGUGAGGAUGGGGGUGAUGGCAAGCAGAUCUUGGAAUUUACGAAGCACACCUUGAAUCAAAUCGACUCCAAAAGGCUCAAUGUGGGCAGCGAUGAUGAAGACGAAACAGUCGGUCCACUGCCUGCAGAAUUCAAGCCAACGGAGUUGAACAAAUAUCCAAUUGAGUUUCAACAGGCACAUAUUAUUGUCAUUGUGGACACAUCUGGUUCAAUGAGAACCAAUGAUGUCAUGCCUGAAAAUGCCGAAGAUGGUGCGCAACCCAUUACUCGUAUGUCAGCUGUCAAACUUUCUCUCUCCACCUUCUUUGAGAAGCACAAGGAAUCCGGCACCCCUCACCGUUUCUCGCUUAUCUCCUUCAACCAGUUCAGCAAGCUUCAUUUUUCUGCCAGGACGGCAGCAGAAGCACUGCACCACGUCAAGCUGUGUAUGAAAGAACUUGCAGCAGGUCAUGGCACACAUUUUGUGGCAGGCCUAACAGCUGCAAAGAGUCUUCUGUCGGGCUAUGUUGUAGGUACACCGCAUCUUCUCAUUUUCAGUGACGGUCGUCCUGCAGAUGGUAUCCAAAUGCUUCACACAGCCCAGAACAUGUUGCAGACUUUUGAGAACCUUCGUAUACAUGCCAUUGGCUUCGGCGAUGGUUUGGACUUCGAAAUGUUGCAGCAGUUAACUUCCAUUGGCCGAGGCAGCUUUGCACCAUCCGAUCGGUCUGUCAGAGCUCUUCAUUCUGCCUUCGCCUCCGUGACUUCGACCGUCACUGCAACGCAGACAGUCACCAGCCGAUCUGGCAAAUCGAGUUCAUAUUCCUUCAAAGGUCGACCAGUCCAGUCAAGUGGAGAAGAUGCUUUGCCUGAAUCAAAGGAAAGAGGCUUGAAGCUGAGGAGUGUCAACUUUGAACCUGCAAAUCAAUUUAUGUGGAGCACGAAAAGCUCGGUCAGUUUCAGAACUCGUCGCAGAUGGCUUAGCUUCAAUGGGAAAGGCUUCAAGCAGGAAGAGCAAUCAAGAUUGUAUCAACACAAUCCCGUGUCCUUGAGAAGGCAGCCCUUUACACAAGGAGGAAUGCGCCUUGUGUACUGCUUUAGGGACUCAACAAUUCCUUUGUUUGCCGAGCAGCGGCGUGAUCAAUUUGCCAUGCAAGAAGCUGGCACAGAUGCUCGUAUGGUGGCAAAGAUUUCCAAAUACACAGAUGGUUGGCACAACUCUUUCGAAGUGGUUUCUGGGUACGCCAAGAGCAGUGCAGUCGCAAGAUUUUAUUCUCGCGUGUUUCGGCUUGCCGUUAUGGACCGGUUUGGCUGGAAAGGGCGUAGCAUGGCAAGAAUCAUUUUUGUGGAGUGCUACAUCUACACCGUCGAAGAAGGCCACGAUGCGCUCCCCCCAUUCAUGGUCGGUGAACGCUACUUGCCCGGCGUGUUUCGCAAGUACAAUGGAAAUCAUGGCUAUGUGGACCCUGAUCUGCCAGACUCUGAAAUAGCACAAGCAUUCUCGCAUUUCACUUUUGAAGCGAGCCGUGGGAAGCAUAUGGUUCUGGACUUGCAAGGAGUGCACUUGGACAAGGGACAGCGAAGAAACCCACACCUGAUCCUGACAGAUCCUCAGGUGGUUUCGUUGGAUAGAUCGUUUGGGCCUGGGGAUUUGGGAGAUGAAGGGAUGCGAGCUUUCUUUCGAUCUCACCGUUGUGGCGUAACUUGUCAGCGGAUGGGGCUUGGUCAAGAUGCUUUGAGGAGGUAUCGUCAAGCAGCAAGAAAGGAUUCUGCAUCUCCUAUGCCGGCAGCUAGCACUACAGCAUUGACCCCUGCCACACCAACCACUGCUGCAGCUACAUCAGGUAAUUCUGGAAGCAUUUCAGAUUUGCGAGUUGCUGACCCUGACGCUGACCUUUUAGCUCCUCUUCCCACUAUUCCAUUGGUGAAGAGUUCGCCAGAGAGGACCGAGAUGAGUGGAAUCCAGGAGACAUCCAUGUGGCCAGGGUUCACAACUCGAUAUCCACCGACCUUUGGUGUUCCAAGUGGUGCCAAGAUGGAUGGCCCUUUGUCAGCUCUCAUGGCCCGUUCAGCUGAAUCUGGCAGACCAGACUAUGACGCCUUGCUCCGGCGACCGAGCGCCAAUCAGCCUGUGAAUGGUGAGAACCUUGAAGCGAAUCAGCCUGCCAUGGUUCGAAGGGUUCCAUCUCCGAAUCAGCCAUGCUUCGAAGGGUCUCAGUCUCAACAGAGUACUCGUUCAGAGUUCAGACCCGAAACCGCUUGCAAACUCAGCCAGAAGUCGCUCGAAGUGGAUACGUGCGAGUCGCUCGAAGACUCACAAAGCACGGUCCCAACACCUCUGAGUGAGGCAAGUUCCGGAGCCUCUCUCAGACUUGGCGAUGAAACUGCGAUCGUUGAUCCUCCCAAAGGGGGCAAGAAGAGCAUUGUGUACGGCCCAAAUGGAAAGAAAUUCACUCUAUCUGCAUCUUGCAGAGCUCAUGUCAUCGCAGCCAUCGAUUCUGAAUUCUCAAUUCCAGAGGAGGAACAGCAGUUGUUCCAGGAAAUCACUUCCCUGCCCAAUGUGGACGUCUAUCGCGUGGAGCGCAAGAUGGAUCCUAGAAAGUUGAAGUUCACACAAGCCAGUGUGAGCCCAACCUUUCGUGAUGGUAGACCAAUUUUUGAUCUUCUGAAUGAUCUCAACGUGCAGAAAGUUGAUCCCUUGAGGGAGUUGGAGCCCUUAGAUGUGGUAUGGCAGAACGGGCAUUGGAGGUCCUUGUCCAAUCGCAGGCUUUGGGCAUUGAAGCACUGCACUAUUGCCAUGACAGGGCAACCUCUUUUUGUUCGUGUGCGGGUGCGUCCAGCGGAUGCCGAAUUUCGAGCCAAAUCCACAAGUACAAAUGACGGAGCUACUGUUUUGGUCAUUUCGAGAUCGCGGUCACCUUCACCAACUGCUGCUACAGUUGCAGCUUGAUUUCAAUUUUAAGUGUACAGGCAUUCAUUCGAAGGCAUGCUGCUGCCUAACAGUCACUCGUUUGCACACAAUCACUCUGCGAACAACAGUCCUUCGCAA
Messenger RNA from Durusdinium trenchii, 3320 nucleotides. Lineage: Eukaryota; Dinophyceae; Suessiales; Symbiodiniaceae. The record is from the annotation of a GenBank genome assembly.